AUGGGGGCUGGUGGACUCGAUGCCGGCGGGGUGCGUGUAUACUCGCGCACUGUGCGCACACACUCACCGAGGCCGGUGGCGAGCACGGGGCUGGUGGACUCGAUGCCGUCGGGGUGCGUGUAUACUCGCGCACUGUGCGCACACACAUUCACCGAGGCCGGUGGCGAGCACGGGGCUGGUGGACUCGAUGCCGGCGGGGUGCGUGUAUAUACUCGCGCACUGUGCGCGCACACUUACCGAGGUCAGUGGCGAGCACGAGGCUGGUGGACUCGAUGCAGGCGGGGUGCGUGUAUACUCGCGCACUGUGCGCACACAUUCACCGAGGCCGGUGGCGAGUACGGGGCUGGUGGACUUGAUGCCGGCGGAAAGCGUGUAUACUCGCGCACUAUGCGCGCACACUCACCGACGCCGGUGGCGAGCACGGGGCUGGUGGACUCGAUGACAGCGGGGUGCGUGUAUAAACUCGCACACUAUGCGCGCACACUUACCGAGGUCGGUGGCGAGCACGAGGCUGGUGGACUCGAUGCCGGCGGGGUGCGUGUAUAUACUCGCGCACUGUGCGCACACAUUCACCGAGGCCGGUGGCGAGCACGGGGCUGGUGGACUCGAUGA
Molecule: messenger RNA, 612 nt
Organism: Parnassius apollo (apollo)
Lineage: Eukaryota; Metazoa; Arthropoda; Insecta; Lepidoptera; Papilionidae
Source: the annotation of a GenBank genome assembly